AUCUGUUCAGACCUUUUGUGGAAACACCCACGGGAUACAAAAGAGUAUAUAUAUAUUAUAAAGAUUUCACAAUAUUCAAGGAGGAAUAACCCCUCAUUAACAAGCUACACAAAAUGGGCACCGUGCAUCCAGGAGCAGUUGUGACCGUUGAAAACACCUGGGUGCACUCGUCUCCCCACAGCCCCCUGCCCCCUUACGCGGUGAUCGGUGGCCACGACUCGGACCGCACGCCCAUCUACGUGGGUCGAUCCUUUCACGAGGGUGAAAACCUCCCCGCCAAGGUCAUUCCGAGCAAGGGCUGCGCAUAUGUGGCCUACGGAGGAUCGGAGCACCAGAAGAGCCACUACGAGGUGCUGGUGGGUCAGGGCUUCGCCUGGGUGCCCAGUGCCAGUGGCGGAGUGCCACCGAAUGCGGUUAGGAGUGGAACGACCCGCACAGGAGAACCCCUCUACGUGGGACGUGGACAUCAUGCCGGAAGCUUGACUGUGGGAAAAGUUCAUCCCUCGCACGGCUGCCUGUACAUUCCAUUUGGAGGCCAGGAGGUCAGGAUCAACACGUACGAGGUGCUCAUCAAGCAGCAAUAUGACAACUGGGUGGGUGCCUCGCCCAGUUACACGCCUCCGGGUGCAGUGAUAGCCGGACACGACUCCGAUCGGACGCCCAUCUACGCCGGAAGGGCGAUGCAUGAGGGCGAGAUGUUGCCCGCCAAAGUGGUGCCCAGUAAGGGAACCGCCUACGUCUGUUUUGGAGGAUACGAGUUCCCCAAGCAGAGCUACGAGGUGCUCACCGGCUGCGGAUACGUUUGGGCCCAUGCCGGACACCACAUUCCACCCAAUGCCGUUUCCACGGGCCGUGCUCGGAACGGCGAGCCCCUGUACUACGGUCGUGGCCACUACGAGGGAAGUCUGACUCCUGGUCUGAUCUCGGCCAGCCAGCGAUGCCUCUACAUCCCAUAUGGAGGUCGGGAGAUCCGCCUCUCCUCGUACGAGGUCCUUUGCAGGCAAUAAGUUGCCGGAACCCCAUAAAUUACCAUAUAUGCAUUUAGCCCAGAUCAAACUGUAAUCGCACCCAAUAAACCGACUGUUAAUACCCAA
This is a messenger RNA of Drosophila rhopaloa, 1094 nucleotides long. RefSeq lists its product as uncharacterized. The transcript is spliced from 3 exons. The coding region runs from base 114 to 1007 and encodes 297 amino acids. NCBI's taxonomy places the organism in Eukaryota, Metazoa, Arthropoda, Insecta, Diptera, Drosophilidae. The record is from RefSeq and is a predicted model, not a curated record.